AUGUCGGCCGCUCCCGAAGGCAACCCCGUCACCUCUGGCGGCGAGAGUUCCGCUUCUAACGGCACCACCCCAGCGCCCUCGACUGCGACCACCGCGACGUCGCAAUCAAGUGCCCCAGCCCAAGAUGAUGCCCUCAUCUGCCGCUGGUCUAACUGUACCGAGAAGUUCAACUCUGCCGAGGCACUCUAUGAACACAUCUGCGAAAAGCAUGUUGGUCGCAAGAGUACGAAUAACUUGAAUCUUACCUGCCAGUGGAACCAGUGCCGAACCACGACUGUCAAGCGUGACCAUAUCACCUCGCACAUUCGCGUCCACGUCCCUCUGAAACCGCACAAGUGCGACUUUUGCGGCAAGUCUUUUAAGCGUCCACAGGACUUGAAGAAGCACGUCAAGACUCAUGCCGACGACUCUGUCCUGGUCCGGUCGCCGGAUCAGCAUGGCGGCAUGAACGGCGCGUACCGAGCACAGGGAAAAGCUCCGUCAAGCUAUUAUGAUCAUAAUGGUCAGAUCCGUACUAAUUCGGCUGCCUUUGGUCAGCCGCCGCACCCCGCUGGUCACCCAAGUAGCUACUAUCAGCACCAUCCCCAACCUUCGUUUGGCGGUCCGAUGUACUACCAGCCUAUGGGUGGCCGUGGUGACCAUAUGGGCUACCAGGCUUCUGCUGCUGACUAUGACCACCGUAAGCGCACCUACGAUGUGCUCAACGAAUUCUUCGGCGACGCUAAGCGCCGCCAGCUUGACCCGGCCUCCUAUGCCCAAGUUGGCCAGAGGCUUCUUCCUCUCCACGGCGUCCUUCCUAUCCACUCCGGUUCCCUCGCCACCGAGUACCUACCAAGUCCUGCCGUAAUGACCGUUGACGGCCCCGCCGGCCACGGGCCCUACCAACAACACUACUCCCUGCCACCGAUGCCGAAUAUCCGCACAAAGAGCGACCUGAUUCAAAUCGACCAGAUUCUCGAGCAGAUGCAGAGUACCGUUUACGAGAAUUCCAACACUGCAGCUGCUGCCGGGGUCCACCAACCUGGAUCGCAUUAUCUUCCUCUCAACUUCCGCCACAGCCAGUCUCCACCGCACUCCGCUGCCCCCGCACAACCCGCAUCAAUGGCGGCGGCCCCCGGCGCGUACUCAGCCGCACAUGUCGCAUCGCCCCUAACUGCUGUCUCUUCGACUCACUCGAACGGAACCCCGGCUGUGACCCCCCCUUCUAGCUCGAUGUCCUACACAUCCGGCCACUCACCAACGGCCUCGUCUUCUGGUCUGUCCCCAUCGACACGACACAGCUCGACGACCUCAGCCCUGUACCCAACCCUACCGGCCGUCACGUCGGGCUAUCCUGGACAGUCGGCUACGUCGACACUCGGGCCAACGUUUGACAGCGAUCCGCGCCGGCGGUACUCAGGCGGGAUGCUUCAGCGUGCAAGCGCCGGCCCGCGACCGGACCCGCCGACGAGCGCGCCGCGGGCGCCGGUUGAGCCCGCAAUCUCGGCGGUCAGCUCGCCGUCAGCUGAGUCGGAGACGAGCGCGGAAAACCGCGAGGAUCAGGCGUACGAGGCCUGGCUCGAACACGUGCGCGUCAUUGAGUACCUGCGUGAGUAUGUCAUUGAUCGCAUCAAGCGCAAGGACUACGAUUCUGAGAGCCCCGUCUCGUCGGCCCCAAGUUCAGCUCGCGCUGCAAGCGACAUGGACGUCGACUCCCCAACGCGGCCGCCAUCGCAGCCAGCGUACCCAGCGUUGCCCCUAGUGUAG
This is a messenger RNA of Durotheca rogersii, 1746 nucleotides long. RefSeq lists its product as uncharacterized. Gene Ontology annotation, cellular component: nucleus. The coding region runs from base 1 to 1746 and encodes 581 amino acids. Lineage: Eukaryota; Fungi; Ascomycota; Sordariomycetes; Xylariales; Xylariaceae. Gene Ontology annotation, biological process: positive regulation of transcription by RNA polymerase II. The transcript has 4 exons. The record is from RefSeq and is a predicted model, not a curated record.